Messenger RNA from Phytomonas sp. EM1, 731 nucleotides. The record is from the annotation of a GenBank genome assembly. NCBI's taxonomy places the organism in Eukaryota, Euglenozoa, Kinetoplastea, Trypanosomatida, Trypanosomatidae.
AAGGAAAACAAUCAAGAAAGGAUAUCCGAGGGGUGCCACAACACACUACUUCUUAUUAUCAUCAUUAUGGCUUCAAAUGUAAAUCAGUGAAGAGUACAAAUAACGAAAAAUAAUCCUUAGGUCAUCUUUCGUUUCUCUCUGUCUCUCUAAAGAGUAUUCGAAGGUCUAUUAUGGGAUCUUCAGGAAAAGAGUUUCCGAUUCCUGCCGCUUACCUCACUCCUUUCGGCGUACUUGCAUAUGCAGCUAAAGGAAAGCAAAUCGCUGGUAGAAAUUUUUCGGUGAUCAACCUUUUUCAUUUGACGAUAAAAUAUCUCCUUUUUCCCAUUUCCAUAUCGGAUUCGUUUCUUUUCUACCAACCUGACUUGAACUCGCUUAAUUCAAUCUUCUGCUUCAGGCCUCGGUGUGCUGGUAGUAUCAACGUAACUGCCUGCUAUUAUGAACUCCUUCCUUGAGCCUGAAGAAAAAUAUGGAGGCAAGGACACAACCCUCCACAUCUUGCUAACUCAGAGAGACUUGGGAUAUUUAAAGUUUCUCUUUGGUGACCAAUCCAACAGAACGAUAUAUUAUAGGGUCCAUAAGGAGAUGGUCACAUAUCUCGUUUAAUUUUUUCUUUUGCAAAACACUACUUUAUACUGAAGGAGAAGGAAAAAAUAAAGUGAUUUAUCUGCCCUUCUUUAUUUCAGGCUGCACAAAGUGUCUAAAAGAGGGGACCAACGGGGAACAAAAGAAGU